Messenger RNA from Neoarius graeffei (lesser salmon catfish), 2304 nucleotides. RefSeq names its product protein Wnt-7a (gene wnt7ab). Gene Ontology annotation, biological process: multicellular organism development; cell fate commitment; canonical Wnt signaling pathway. The transcript is spliced from 4 exons. Gene Ontology annotation, molecular function: frizzled binding; cytokine activity. The record is from RefSeq and is a predicted model, not a curated record. Gene Ontology annotation, cellular component: extracellular region. Lineage: Eukaryota; Metazoa; Chordata; Actinopteri; Siluriformes; Ariidae. The coding region runs from base 427 to 1479 and encodes 350 amino acids.
CACACAACUACAGGAGGAGGAGGCAGAAAGAGUCGCAGGUCCCACAGGAGGCAGACAGACAGACAGACAGACAGACUGAGAGCACAGAUCAGGGAUCUUCAUGCGCUUCAUCUUCCUCACCGCGACCCCGACACCAUGCGCCUUCUACACCAUCUACACACCUCCUGAACUCCUCCUGAAGCUCCUGAACUCCUCCUGAAGCUCCUCCUGAACUCCUCCUGAAGCUCCUCCUGAACUCCUCCUGAAGCUCCUGAACUCCUCCUGAAGCUCCUGAACACCUCCUGAACUCCUCCUGAAGCUCCACCUGGACCUCCUGCACAUGAGGGAACUUUGCAUUUUAAUCCGCUUCUGACACCUGAACUCAAACUUCCGGCUCUGUGUGUGUGUGUGUGUGUGUGUGUGUGUGUGUUCCUCUCACUCCUCAUCAUGAGCCGCAGGUCUCGCCGCUGGAUUUUCCGCAUUUUCCUCUGUCUCGGAAUAAUUUACCUGAAGAUCGGAGGGUUCUCGUCAGUGAUCGCUCUGGGAGCCAGCAUCAUCUGCAACAAAAUCCCAGGGCUCGCACCACGCCAGAGGAUCAUCUGCCAGAGUCGACCGGACGCCAUCAUCGUUAUCGGAGAAGGAGCACAAAUGGGCAUCAACGAGUGUCAGUUUCAGUUCAGGAACGGACGGUGGAACUGUUCCGCCCUCGGCGAGAGAACUGUCUUCGGAAAAGAGCUGAAAGUGGGCAGUAAAGAAGCCGCAUUCACGUACGCCAUCAUCGCAGCGGGUGUGGCCCACGCCAUCACAGCGGCGUGCACGCAGGGGAACCUGAGCGAGUGCAGCUGUGAUAAGGAAAAGCAGGGGUUCCACGGCCGAGCGGACGGAUGGAAGUGGGGUGGCUGCUCGGCCGAUAUCCGCUACGGCCUCGGCUUCUCCAAGGUGUUCAUGGAUGCUCGGGAGAUCAAACAGAGCGCCAGGACGCUCAUGAACCUGCAUAACAACGAGGUGGGACGUAAGGUCCUGGAGCGGAACAUGCAUCUGGAGUGUAAAUGUCACGGCGUGUCGGGUUCCUGCACUACCAAAACAUGUUGGAUGACUCUGCCGAAGUUCCGUGAGCUGGGCUACAUCCUCAAGGACAAGUACCUGCAGGCGGUGCACGUGGAGCCGGUCAAAGCCAGCCGCAACAAGCGUCCCACCUUCCUGAAGAUCAAGAAGCCGUUCUCUUACCGCAAACCCAUGGACACGGACCUGGUGUACAUUGAGAAGUCGCCGAGCUACUGCGAGCCGGACCCUGUGACGGGCAGCGUGGGGACGCACGGGCGGAUCUGCAACAAGACGAUCACGCACCACUCCAACAGCUGCGACCUGAUGUGCUGUGGGCGGGGCUACAACACGCACCAGUACUCGCGAGUGUGGCAGUGCAACUGCAAGUUCCUGUGGUGCUGCUACGUCAAGUGCAACACCUGCAGCGAGAGGACAGAGGUGUACACGUGCAAGUGAACGAAGGCGUGUCGCGUCACGUCCAAUGCUUGGAUGGUGUUUUUUUUAGCAGUGAACAUUUUUGUUGUUGAUGUUGAUGUCUUUUUGCACAAAUUAACCACUGGAUGACUUUAUGAUCACUUCUUGGACUGAACGCAGUCCGUCCUGGGGCGUUCCGAGUGCUCCGUCGGGUUUGUUGACCUCAUGAGGCCCCACGGCGUCCAGGCAAGUCUGGAGCUGUCUGAAAUGUGUUUAACACUCCACUUUUAGACUUGUCUCCACCCUCGAUUGAUGAUAAUGAGCGUGUACACGCUAAGCACGCUGACAAUUUGUUUAAAGAAAUGAUUUUUAUUUAUUUAUGAAGCUACUGUCAUUCGUCUUGGCUUGUGGUAUGAAAUAGCGGAUGUUAGUAGUGAGAGCUGAUUCACUUCACAAUGGGAGCUGAAAAUACUACUGACAUACUACUGAAAUACUACUGACAUGCUGGAUUUUUCUUUGUAGCAACAGCAUGCCUUCUUAAAAAUAAUCUCUGCUCUGUUUUGCUGCUAGUCUGGAUUAUCACGCACGGUGCGAUAGUGGAAUAACUCCUGAUUAAAACCUCGACUGUUUUAUUAUUUUUUUAAAAUCGCAGUAGUGAUUAAACCCCAGACAAACUGAACUUUACACUGAGAGUAUAUUUUGUGAAAAGAGUAUUUGUAUUUUUAUAUGAAUGUUUUAUUUAUACUGUUGUUUUCUCCUGUUCGUAGUGCACACUGUCUAUCAGUCCGCUCUGUGGAAUUAUGGGUGACUUUUACACGGUUCUGCUCUCAGAUGUUAGCGCCAUUAAAAUCAACCUCAUGCAUUCCA